AUGGGUACAGGACAAUAUAUCGACGAAUGCCGUGAAAACAAUGGAGGAUGUGAACAGAUUUGCGAAAAUGCUGCUGGAAGUUACAGAUGUCUGUGCGAACAAGGGUAUCAGAUAAGUUCAAAUGGGCACCAUUGCCAGGAAUUGAAUUCUGUGCGUCCAUCUCUACAAAAUGAAAUUGCUGAAAUUAGGCAAAUUUUGUCUGAGAGAAAUGAUCAAAUGCGAUCUCUCCAAAACCAAGUUUUAGCCUUGACUGCAGCACUCGAGUUAAAUACAGAUUUCCAAAAACUGCCAUUGAAAAAUUCAGAUGAGGCAGAGCCUGAAGAUGCAUCUCUUGCAUUUAAUUCAUUUGUACAAGUCUUGAAUGAAAACACUGGAGAACGAGAAUUUUGCAAAUGCAAACGUGGACCUAUUGGGCCACCAGGUGCUACAGGUUCUAUGGGAGCACCAGGAAUGCCUGGUCCACCAGGACCACCUGGACCAGUCGGUCAACGUGACUCUCUUGAUUUUGUCCUACUGGCACUAGCAGAUGCUCGACACGAUUUGGUGGCUUUACAAAAGCGAGUUUUUGCUGGAGAACGAAUUCCAAGAUUCGACGUAAGAUUGGCCCUCAGACGACAACGCAUGAAAGAAAAACAAAAGAUUAGGCAAAAUAGAAAUUUCCAAUCAGGUGUAGGUGAUGCAAAUAGUGCAGCAUUCAAUGAUGAUGAACAAUUUUUUGUGAAAGAUACAAAACAUCUGCAAUUGGAGGAUGUUUCCAAUGAAUCGAUUUUUCCACUGAAUGACGGUCUCGAUGAAGACAAACAUAUGGAUUAA
This is a messenger RNA of Ctenocephalides felis (cat flea), 813 nucleotides long. RefSeq names its product collagen and calcium-binding EGF domain-containing protein 1-like. NCBI's taxonomy places the organism in Eukaryota, Metazoa, Arthropoda, Insecta, Siphonaptera, Pulicidae. The transcript is spliced from 7 exons. Bases 1 to 813 code for a protein of 270 amino acids. The record is from RefSeq and is a predicted model, not a curated record. Gene Ontology annotation, molecular function: calcium ion binding.